GGGGGGCCGGAGCUAUGAAAGGGGCCGUGCUCGCACCCACCCCAGAGCCGCUUCCCCGCCGCCCCGCUCUGUACCGGCGGCCGCUGCCCUCACCAUGAACAGGAGCUUCUCAAAGAAGAGUCACCCAUUCCUGCCUAAAAUAUUUAGAAAAAUGUCUACUCAAUCAGCAAAAGAAAGACCCGAAAGCUUGCACUUCCCUUUUCUUGAUGAUGAAGAUACCAUCUCCACACUCAAAGAAUCCAAAACCUUUUUUAUUUUAAGAGGCCUGCCUGGCAGUGGGAAGUCCACUCUGGCCCAGGCUAUUCACGAUAGGUAUAAAGAUGCCUGCAAGGUCAUCUCUGUUGAUAACUAUAAAAUUACACCUUCGAUAAGAAGCACCAUUCCUGAAGAGUAUUCAAAGGUGGAUGAGGAUCUAGUUGACUAUUGCAAACGAGAUAUCAGCGUUAUUGUUUUGGAUGACACUCACCACGAGAGGGAACGACUGGACCAGCUCUUUGAUAUUGCUGACAAAUACCGGUACAAAAUCAUCUUUGCUGAGCCCAAAACCCAGUGGAGAAUGGAUUGCUUGCAGCUGAAGGAAAAGAAUCAGUGGAAACUGUCAGUGGAUGAGCUGAAGAAGAUGAAGCCAAGCUUGGAGAAGGAAUUCCUACCCAUGUAUUUUGGGUGGUUUUUGAGCAAAAGAAGUUCAGAGAUCCUGAGAAAGGCUGGUCAGGCCUUCUUAGAUGAGCUUGGAAGUCUCAAAGCCUUCAAAAAGGAGAGUAAAUACUUUGCCUCUGCUAUUGAUGAUCCCAAAAUGAAAACGGAUCUCACCAGCUACUUCGUGAAGAGGCCACCUGGGGUCUUACACUGCACCACAAAAUACACUGAGUUUGGAAAAGCAGCUGGAGCUGAGGAAUAUGCACAGCAAGAAGUUGUGAAGGCUUCGUACGGCAAAGGCUUCACCUUGUCCAUUUCUGCUCUGUUCAUCACAACAAAAACUGUGGGUGCUCGGGUAGAUCUGAGUGAACAGCAGCUGCAGCUGUGGCCUGGGGAUGCUGACAAGAUCCUGCCCACUGACAACCUCCCACGGGGCAGCCGGGCUCACAUCACCCUGGGCUGUGCCAAUGGUGUUGAAGCCGUCCAGACCGGGCUCGACCUGCUGGAGUUUGUGAAACUGGAAAAGGCAGGAAACAAAGGGGAUCAAGUGGGGGAAAUUGGAGGAGGGAAACUGCUGUAUUUUGAUAAUGGGAUGUGGAUGCUCACCCUUUCCAAAAAGAUUGAUGUGAGAGCAAUAUUCUCAGGUUACUAUGGGAAAGGAAAACUGGUGCCAACGCAGAGCACCAACAAACGGGGCUCUGCUUUUAGUUCCUGCACCAUCAUCUAGGAGCAUGGGCAGGGUAGUGUGUUUGUUUUUAAAAGGCAAGUAACUCCUGUAACCUUUAAAGUGUAAAGAGAAAUAAUUCUACCUGUACUAAAGUAAGCCCUUUAGCUAGCCCUGGUGAGCAGCCUCUCCAGGGAGAGUUUUUUGGCCUCAGAACAAGGAAGAAAACAAGCAGCUCCUGCCUGCCAUGCAACUGACAGCAGUAACCAGAGAGCUGCUGUGCGUAUUUUGAGCCUUGAUGUGAACCAGCCAUGGUGUUCUGCUUGUUUUCUUCCUCAGGAAGAUCAACAAUGUUUUUAUAACUCCCCUCUGAACCACAAUCGUUAGGUCUUUACAUGUCAGCACCAUAAGCAGUGGCAGACCAAGAACUGGAGCCAAGUGAGGUGAGCUGCACCCUGUCUCUCCCCUUCUCCCACACCAAGGGACAGACAUCACUCAGCUGUCACAGCCUUGAAGGGAAACCAGUGAAUCCCAGGAGAGGCAUUGAGUUCCUGCAGCCUGGCUCCAGUCAUGUCACUUUACAUGUCACUGUCCAGUGUCCUUGUCCUGUUGGGAACAAUCCUGCCUUGGCAGGGAGUGGAAGAGAUGAACUAAUGUCUUUUCCAUCUUAUUUCAUAGAAACUAAAAUCAUGUCUGAAGUAUAGAACUGUACUUCAUGCAAGAUUUUACUAGUUUUCUCUAAUGCACUUGAAUGUUAAGUUAGGAUGGCCAUAACACUGUAAUGUAGGAAGUAAGUGGAGGUACAGUAACUGUGUAACUUAAGUCUGCUCAAACCUAAACCAUUGGCUGGGAAAAGUUAAUGAUCAAGCACUUCUGUAAUUAAGUCUGUUUUACUGAAACGUGGUCUUGCUCUUAGCCAGCCCGUCGGGCAGUGGCUCUGUGGUCACUACUUCACUGUAACCCAAAGCUCAACUAAUGGAUUCAGGUCAGGACAAGUUUAAACUCAUGCUAUGGCUCAGUGUUUGGUGAACUGCAUAGUGAAAUUAAUCCUGUAUUAAUAUCUGUAAAUACUUACUGUGUUUGACAAGUGUGUGCUGGGCUCCUACCUGGGAAGGAGCCGUGGUGUGGGUGCAGCUCCCCUGUAGCUGGGUGCCCACUGGAACAUUUCUUCCCAACAUUUAAACAAAAGCCAGGAGGGCUUUGGGGUAAUCUGGGAAACACUCUUGAGUCUACCAGUACUGCAAAAUAGUUCCUGCUGUUUCAAAGAGAUGGAUGACAGUAAAUUCUCAUUAUAAAGUUAAAAAAAAAAAAUCAUACACAUCCCCUGUAGCACCUGUAACCCUCCCUUACCUUCAGCAGAGAAAACCUUGAUAACUUCUGUGCUGGCAGAGGGCCAGGUGCCCAGCUUGGGCCUUUCCCAACAGAAAUCUCAUGGGUUUGUUCCAUCACAACCUCAAAGAUGCCUUGGCCAGUGCCUGCCCAGGCCAGCCCCCAGCCCUACCAGCACCCUGGGGACACCCUGGCUCCAGCUCCCAUCCAGCACUGAAAUGCACCCCUGGAAUAUUCUAUCUGCCUGCUCAAGAACAACAGUGAGACUGUCGUCAUUUCAAUUUUUAUUAGUUUGUACAUCAUAUACAGUUUAUAAUAAAGUAAACCAAUUGCAUAUGGUUUUGCUUUAUCAGUCUGUGAUAUUCUUCAUAUAAACACAUCAUUAUGAAUUAUGCCUAAUGAAGUAAACAACAAAUAUUCACAUUUUUACCAUUCACAUCCUAGAAAGGUGAGGGUCCAAAGAGGAACAGUGUUGGUGCCGAUGUGACGCCCACCUUGGAGAGGAUGAAGUGUUUGGCAAAGCAGUGGGGACAGUGAUUGCUCCAUGCAAGGUGCCUUUCCUCCCAGGGGAAAGGUUAAGAUAUUUACACUGAGGUAAACAUUCCGAGUUUCAAAAUUCAGAUAAAUACUGCAGCAGAGGGUCCAGUGUCCUCUCCAAGUUGGCUUCACAUCGGCAUCUCGUUUCGUCUCGACUACUCCUGGGGUGGUUACAACAAAGCAGAUUGCAUGCAACGAGGGGGCUUGGUUUGACACUUGGCACUCAACCCCUCCACCAUCUCUUCACGCCGUUUUCUGAAGCAUGAGCUCCUGACUGGGGGGCUGGGAGGGGGGGAAUUCAGGGUCCUGGUGGGCCAGAAUCACAGCCCUGCUGGAGGCAGCAUCCCAGCUCUUCCCGCAACUCCUGCCCCCCACAGCAGCCCCAGUGGUGCCUCAGCUCAGUAACUCCAUCCUGCAGCUGAUGCCUCAGCUCAGCCCACUGCUGACAUUCACAUCAGAACUCUCCUGCAGAGGCCAGAUCUGUGCUAGAGGGAAAACCUGCCCAGCACCGAGGGACAACCCUGUCUCUAAGCCAGGCACUACACCUUGUCUGUCAAACCCAAGUGCAGGUCCCUGGGGAGCAGGGACAACAGGGACAUUGCCAGAACACAGUGUGGGAGCAGCCUCCCACCCCACAGACCCACUGCUUCCACCCACGAGGGACCUGAGCCCCAGAGCACGAGGUGUCCAUCCCCCCGGGGAAUGGGGUGGGGAGGGUACAAGGCACAAAUCUAAAUGGGGUGAAAAGCAUCCACUUGAAGAUAAGUGAAUAUCUUCAGUUAUUACUGAAACUGAGGAAGGAAUUUGGAAAGAAGAGCAAACCACUGUGUGGUCCAAACACUUUGGUCAUUCAGUGGGUUAAAGAGUGACCGGGAGGGGGGUGCAGGCUCAGAGCCCACACGUGGCCACAGGAGCUGGGAGAGCUUCCAUGUGGGAAAGGGAACAACAGCCCUGCAGCCUUCACUGAAUCCCUGUCAGAUAACAGAAAACUGAGGGACUGGCAAUAUUCCAUGGAUAAUAAUACUGUUGUCCCUAAACACUCGAUUUUACUUUCUCCUUUUUCCCCCUCUCCCCAGUUUGCAUUCUGGAAUUUACAAAACAGUCAGAAGCCUUUAGCACUAAGGAUCCAGCCUUACAGCAACACUUCCAGUUUAGAAAUGCAACUCUCUACCUUCCUAUGUAGCAGAAACAAGGAAGAGCCAGACAGAAUGGGCAGCCAGAAGCAUCUGAGUGGGCUUUACAGCUGACUGCAAGUCCAGGUUCAGUGGAUCUGAAAGGAUUCGUUCAAUACCCUCCCCUAAAAGGUGGAGUUGACACAGCAUCAGACUUGUAAAGUAAAUGCACACAAGAAAAAUCACACCAGGCUUUGAGGUCUGAAGGUCAGACCAGUGCACACACCAACAACCCCCUGCUUCUCGGGGGGCACUGACAGCAACCACCUCCUGCCCCUUCAGCAUCACCCUAGAAAAAGCAGCAGCCUCACACCACUCCAAGCUACUUAUCCACUGUCUUUCUGUCAAAUCCCUGUGUCUGGUAGCUCCCACAGAGCCAAUGGAAGCCCAAGGGGGGGUGGGGGGGACCUGCAGAGCUGAAGCAGCUGCAAAAAUGGCACCAAGAUUCCCUGGGGUUGCUCCCAACAUCCAACCCAUGAUGUUCCAGAACUACCAUGGGUGAAAGGCAAUGGACUGAGCAGCACACACUGAGCAGAUGGUUCUGAAGGAAGCAGAGUCCUGUGUCUCCAAGCUGGGCUAGGACAUGAGGAGGUCACAAUGCCACCACAUCUCCAGCCCUGGAGGUAAUGGGAGCCACCAAACGCUGCUUGGACCCCAGCACUCCCUGCAAGAAGGGAACAUGUGUUCACCUGCACCCUGAAGCACACCACAAUGCUCCUCAGAAAAGUCAUGGCACUCACCAUAUUAAUAUUUAACUACAUUAAUUCAUGCAUUCAUGUAAAGUUUUAUAAAUAUCCGCUGCAUACAUUUUCUGUCUCAGAAGAAAAGCCACUCCCCUUCUGUCCUCCAUGGAAUGGUCUCAUUCCAAGGUUGGAGAGCAAGAAGCCUGUCACACUUCACUGGCAGGAAGGGGAAGUAAUAAUAAAAACCACUGACAAAUGCAGAACACAUCUCUGCAUGGUGAUAGAAAGACUCAGAGAAGUCCUCAACUGUACAGUACUAUCAAUACACACGGGACAAGACAUGAUGAAUCCAGAAUGACACACUAAAACAGUUCUGUAAACUGAUUUACAAGUGCCACAAGAACUGGAGAAGUAUCAAGAUGCAUAGACCAGUAUUUCAGUUCCCCAAGUAUUUACCAUUUCAGAGUCUGAAAGACACCAGGCCCUUAUCUGCUCUCAGUGCAAUCCGGGCAAGUCCAUCACGUUACACUGGAAUAAAUAUUGUAGAGUCUAUUUUUGGAAAGAUUAAUUAACCUUUUAAAAGCUGACUUUUGAAUGAAUUAUAAAAUACUUUCUGUAUUCUGCAGUACUAAAAUUUAAGCCCUUAUAUCUUCCCUCUAUGAAAGCAGAUUGUCAAGAAUUCUGACAACACACAACCACAGGACUGUCGUGCAGCACCACGAGACUAUUGCAACUGCUGGAACUGAAGUUAACUUGGAGCCUGGGAGUGCUGUCCCAUGGGACAGGACAACUGCAGCCCUCAAGAGGAAGGAAGACAAAGAUGUUAGCGUUCAAAGCAAUCCUUUCAUGCAAUGAAUUCAUUGCAAUUUAUUGUUCCUGCAGCAAGAAGUUAAAUCAUACUAUAUAAAAGUUAGUGUCAGGUUUCUCUGGGAAAGCCUUGAGUGUGUUUGUACCAACACCCUUUUUCCCACCCAAGAAAAUCCAGCCCCUCAAAGCUCACUACACUACCACAGGCCAGGUCAAAACCCUCUGAACCCAGCAAUGCUGCCAGGACUCUGCCUUUCUCAGUGGUGUUGAUGAGUGCCACCACAUUUCCUCCCAAACCCAACUGCUCAGCAGGGCUGUGCGAGGCUCUCAGCCUGCGCCACACACUGGGCUCCAGCCCUGCUACCAGGCAGAAUUCAACUUCAGCAAAGCACCAAGUCAAAAAAA
Calypte anna (Anna's hummingbird) is the source of this 6233-nucleotide messenger RNA. RefSeq names its product 2',3'-cyclic nucleotide 3' phosphodiesterase (gene CNP). The transcript has 4 exons. Gene Ontology annotation, cellular component: membrane; cytoplasm. Lineage: Eukaryota; Metazoa; Chordata; Aves; Apodiformes; Trochilidae. Gene Ontology annotation, biological process: cyclic nucleotide catabolic process. Bases 95 to 1363 code for a protein of 422 amino acids. Gene Ontology annotation, molecular function: 2',3'-cyclic-nucleotide 3'-phosphodiesterase activity. The record is from RefSeq and is a predicted model, not a curated record.